Carica papaya (papaya) is the source of this 1306-nucleotide messenger RNA. RefSeq names its product fringe-like protein (DUF604). NCBI's taxonomy places the organism in Eukaryota, Viridiplantae, Streptophyta, Magnoliopsida, Brassicales, Caricaceae. The record is from RefSeq and is a predicted model, not a curated record.
UCAUACAAAGUAUUAUAUAUUGGGAUGAACUCAGAAAAUGUCCAGUCUAACUUUAUGUGUCUUUGAUAUGGCAUUUGGUGGAGCUGGGUAUGCUUUAAGUUACUCUUUGUGAAAGUUUUGGUCACUAAACUUGACUCUUGUAUAGAGAGAUAUGCUUACUUGGGGUAUAGUGAUUAUCUCUCCAGUUCUUGUUUGGCUGAUUUGGGAGUUGAUCUAACUCGCCAAAUGGGUAUUCACCAGAUAGAUUUACGUGGCGAUAUAUCAGGUCUGCUAUCAGCUCACCCCCAAACUCCACUCAUCAGUCUCCAUCAUUUUGACACCAUAGAUCCAAUUUUCCCUUCCAUGAACCGCUCAGAAUCCAUAAACCAUCUCAUGAAAGCUGCAAAAGUUGACCAGUCUCGCUUGCUUCAACAAAGUAUCUGCUACCAGAAGCAAGCCAACUGGUCUAUCUCUGUUUCAUGGGGUUACUCAGCUAAUAUCUAUGAAAACAUAUUGCCCAGAAGUGUUUUGAAGAGGCCUAUUGAGACAUUUAGGCCUUGGAGUAAACCCCUAUUCUACAUGUUUAAUAUCCGCCAAUCACGUAACGACUCAUGUGAAUCACCUCACGUGUUUUUCUUUGACUCUAUUAAAGAGAACACUGAAGUAAACAAAGUUGUUACUGUCUAUACUAGAAAAUCACCACGGAAUUUGCCAGCUUGUUCAUUAACUGGCAAUCACUCUGCUGAUGACAUUAAAAGAAUUCAAGUUUUUUCUCCUAGGAAGAAGAAGGAAGCUGGAAGACCAGAAUGUUGUGACCUUGAAUACAUGAUGAGCUCUAAUGUGCUGGAUGUCAAGUUGAGAGCUUGUGGAAAGGAUGAAAUAAUUGCCUAAGCAAACUGGUCAACUGCUAUAUACUAGGGGGAAACAAAUACUCCACCAUCAGAAGAAAAAGUAACUUUUUUUGCAAUGUCUAUAACUCAAUAAAAAAUUUCAGUAGUUCUUUUAGUGUCUCCUGUAUAACAAUGUUUCUUUGGAUCACUAACAUUCCAAAAGAAAACCCUUUGAGGUUAUAAAAUUUGACUAUUUAGUAGUUGUUACUGUAUAGAGAUUUAAUUGUAUUUAAUACAAUCAAAAAAUAUAUGGCUAUGCAAUCAUAUUUCACAUUAUCCGUUCCCAUGAAUGUAGUAGGUUUUACCCUAACCAUCUGAAACUUAUCUCCCAGUCGAUUGUUGGUGAUAGCAUGUAUCAACUCCUAGGUUUGUUUCCUUUGGUUAACCAAUAUCUUUGGGCCUCGAGUGCAUCAUACACUACACUCAAGAAAACAAAA